GCGAGAAAAAUCUCUGGCACCUCUACCUACUCUACUCCGUACUGUCGAGGUGGGCAACAAAAUAAUUCAUUUCUCACAAUUAAACAUUCUAACAGUUUGACAGCGGCAGAUUUGUUCCUGUUCCAGUAUACAUAUACGAAACCCUCUUUGCUCUCUCUUUUUACUCUUCUCCUCUUUAAUCUUUCAUACGCCUCAAAUACCACCACCAUGGCGAGCGACAGCGUGAUUUGGGAGAUUAUAAACAACCAGUUCUGUGCCUUCAAGAUCCACACGGACAAGAAACAGACAUUCUGCCGCAAUGAGAUGAACGUCACUGGCUUCUGCAACAGGCAAUCCUGCCCGCUUGCCAAUUCCCGGUAUGCCACCGUCAGGAGACAUCCGACCAAGGACACUCUCUACCUGUACAUGAAGACGAUCGAGCGUGCGCACAUGCCGUCGCGGCUCUGGGAGAAGAUCAAGCUGCCGCGGAACUACGCCAAGGCGCUGGAGAUGAUCGACGAGCGCCUGAUCUACUGGCCCAAGUUCAUGGUCCACAAGUGCAAGCAGCGCCUCACGCGCCUGACGCAGGUCAACAUCCGCAUGCGCAAGAUCGCGUCCGAGGAGGCGCGGCUGGGCGAGAAGCUGGUGCCCAAGCUGCCGAACAAGGUGCGGAACCGGGAGGAGGCGAGGGAGCGCAAGGCCGAGGCGGCGGCCCGGCUGGAGCGCACCAUUGAGCGGGAGCUCGUGGAGCGGUUACGGUCCGGCGCCUACGGCGACCAGCCGCUCAACGUCAGCGAGUCCAUCUGGAAGCGCGUCCUGGGCGCCAUGGAGAAGGAGGGCCAGGCCAAGCGGGACAAGGACAUGGACCCUGGCAUCGAGUCGGAGGAGGAGGAGGAAGACGAGAGGGACAGCGAGGCCGAGUCCGAGGACGACUUUGAGAAGGAGGUUGAGUACGUGUCCGACUUUGAGGAGAGCGAGGACGAGGGACUUGAGGACAUUGAGGACUGGCUUGGCAGCGACGAGGAGCACGAUGAUGAUGACGAGGACGAAGAGGACGAGGACGAGGACGAGGAGGACGCCAAGCGCAAGGCGGGAGACAAGCGCAAGCGUGGCAAGGCUAUCAAGAUGAACAACAAGCGAGCCAAGCAGAAGGCACUCGAGCGGCCCAAGAUUGCCCAGGAGUUGACCUGGUAAGAGGUGGUAUUCCGAAUUAUGUUAGGAACUCGUUAUACACCUGGCGUAACAAAAGUGGGAGGGCAUUGCAAAUCUUUUUUUUUUCUUUUCUCUUUUCUUUCUUUUUCCUUCUUCGUUGGCCUUGCAAAUUAUACCCGUAACGAAUGAUUUGUCUCUGGGCUUUCGGGUUGUCAAUGUUCGUUCAGCCAUGUACACUCCUUUGGUGUUAGUGGUGCGAUGCUAUAGGGACGUCUUCAUGCCUCUGAGGUUUCCAUGUGCCUCCAGACGCCGGUGGAAGAAGCCACUGAGGGAUCGUAAAACGAGUCGCAAAAGGCGCGCCUGAACUUCUUCGACUGAAUACGAGUUUAACUUGCCUGCC
Sodiomyces alkalinus F11 is the source of this 1531-nucleotide messenger RNA. Its product is annotated as Mak16 protein. Gene Ontology annotation, biological process: maturation of 5.8S rRNA; maturation of LSU-rRNA. The record is from RefSeq and is a predicted model, not a curated record. The transcript is spliced from 2 exons. Gene Ontology annotation, cellular component: preribosome, large subunit precursor; nucleolus. NCBI's taxonomy places the organism in Eukaryota, Fungi, Ascomycota, Sordariomycetes, Glomerellales, Plectosphaerellaceae. The coding region runs from base 208 to 1173 and encodes 321 amino acids.